Messenger RNA from Mangifera indica (mango), 2551 nucleotides. Its product is annotated as phosphatidylinositol 3,4,5-trisphosphate 3-phosphatase and protein-tyrosine-phosphatase PTEN2A-like. NCBI's taxonomy places the organism in Eukaryota, Viridiplantae, Streptophyta, Magnoliopsida, Sapindales, Anacardiaceae. The transcript is spliced from 13 exons. The coding region runs from base 463 to 2277 and encodes 604 amino acids. Gene Ontology annotation, cellular component: cytosol. Gene Ontology annotation, biological process: dephosphorylation. The record is from RefSeq and is a predicted model, not a curated record. Gene Ontology annotation, molecular function: phosphatidylinositol-3,4,5-trisphosphate 3-phosphatase activity.
ACAAAUCCGAUUGAUAGCCUGACCAUUUUAUUUGGUCUAGUGAUAUAGGUAGAAAAUCAUCUAUAGAACCGCACGAAAUCAACACCCUUGAUCACAUUAAUCUGUGUAUAGAAUUUUUCGAGAUCUGAGCUCGACAGAACCUUAACGUACCGUCGGAUUAUAAACACCAUUUUUUUACGCACGUCAGACGGUUUCUGCAACAUCAGCCGGUUUCUGCAACAUCAGCGUACGCCUUACGUUGACCGCGUGAGCACAUCAAAAUUCCAAAUUCUGAUCUCUAUCUCUUUGAAAAUUCGAAACCCUAGCUUGGCCUUACUUCACUCCCGUGUGUGAUCAUCCUGUGCAUCAAUCUCUUUCCACUCUAAGCUUGUGUAUUGUGAGACAUACAUUGAAAUAUUAUAUACUGGGUUUUUGAACUUUGAGCAUCAAUCACUUUUGAGACCUCCAGGGCAGGGCGCUUGAAUGGAUUCUGGAUCUGCUGAUUCUUCAACUUCACUUCCUACUAAGGCUACCGUAGAUGCUAGAAUAGAUAAUUCUUCUGUUGAUCCACCACCAAAACUCCCUGCUACUGGUAUAUCAACAUGGGCCAAAAAUUUGAAAAUUCCUCAGCCAUUUGCGGGUACACAAGAAGAUUCACCAACUGCAAGCUCUGCAAAAUCAAGUUUUGCACGUUUUACCAGCAGCUUUGGACUGCGCUUGUCUCCAAAAUCUUCCCAGGCAGAAGAUGUUUCUGAGGGAACUUCAACAACUGCCCAACCUGGUUUAUUUGGAACAAUUACAAAAGGUUUAGUUGACUCAUCUAAGAGUGCAGUCAAGGCUGUACAGGUCAAAGCUAGACAUGUUGUCUCUCAAAAUAAACGAAGAUAUCAGGAAGGAGGAUUUGAUUUGGAUAUGACUUAUAUUACUGAGAAUAUAAUUGCUAUGGGGUUCCCUGCUGGUGAUAUGAGCUCAGGGUUUUUUGGAUAUGUUGAAGGAUUCUAUCGAAACCACAUGGAAGAGGUCAUUAAAUUCUUUGAAACCUAUCACAAGGACAAAUACAAAGUGUACAAUCUUUGUUCUGAGAGGCUUUAUGAUGCAUCAUUGUUUGAAGGAAAGGUAGCUAGUUUCCCAUUUGAUGACCACAAUUGCCCCCCAAUUCGGCUGAUAAUAUCAUUUUGCCAUAGUGCAUAUUCAUGGUUGAAGCAAGAUAUCGAGAAUGUUGUUGUUGUGCACUGUAAGGCUGGAAUGGCAAGGACAGGGUUAAUGAUUUCUAGCCUUUUACUGUAUUUAAAGUUCUUCCCAACUGCUGAGGAAUCCAUAGACUACUACAACCAGAAAAGAUGUGUGGAUGGAAAAGGGCUUGUUCUGCCCAGUCAAAUUAGGUAUGUCAAAUAUUUUGAACGUGUCCUAACAUACUUCAACGGAGAGGACCCACCUGGGCGUAGGUGCAUGCUUAGGGGCUUUCGGCUCCACAGGUGCCCAUACUGGAUAAGACCCCACAUAACUGUCUCUGACCAUAAUGGUGUUCUCUUCUCCACAAAAAAACACCCAAGAAUCAAGGAUUUAUCGUCUGAAGAUUUUUGGUUUAGUGCUCCAAAGAAAGGGAUUAUGGUUUUUGCCCUGCCUGGAGAGCCAGGUUUGACAGAGUUGGCUGGCGAUUUCAAAAUCCAUUUUCAUGACCGCCAAGGAGAUUUUUAUUGCUGGUUAAACACAACAAUGAUCGAAAACAGAAAAAUGCUUAACGCUGGUGACCUUGAUGGAUUUGACAAGAGGAAAUUGCCUUCACCAGGAUUCCAGGUCGAGGUUGUAUUAGUAGAUUAUGAUGGCCCUGUUCCAGCAAGCCAUGGUUCUGAAACUGUUAUCAAGAAAUCGGAUGAAAGCUCAGGUUGUGAUCCUGCUUCUGGUAAUCAUGGUGUAGCUGCUGAAAAGGAAAAUAAGGAAACAGGAAAUCCUGAUAAUGAUGAUGUGUUUUCAGAUGGUGAGGCUGAAGAAGGUGGUUCUUCCAAAGCCAAGAAAGCUCCAGCAACCGGAGGAAUUGCAUCAGCCACCUCUAGUUCUGAAACAAAAAGUAAUUCCAAUAGAGUGGAUAAUUUAGCGCAUGCAACAGAGAAAGUUUCACUGGGAAAUGUUGGUGCUCAACCAACACAACCUACCGGUGAGCCAAAAAAGGAAGCAGCCUCAAUAGGGGGAGCUAUCCCAGGUCAUGAGGUUACAAACAGUCAAAGUGAAUUCAAGGCAAUGGCUGCCGAUGCAUCUGUAUUUUCAUUUGGAGACGAAGAGGACUAUGAAAGUGAGUGACCCGGGUGGCUUUGAUUUAGAAGAUCUGUACAUAGAGUGUCUUGCAAAUUAUAUAUAGGCGAUGGGUUGAUCUGCAAUCUAUUGGUUCAUUUGUAUCAUCAGGCCCCUUUCUGUAAAUCAAAAGUUGGCUGGGCACAUAUGAUUGUUUCAUUAAAAUAAGGCUGGAAUUUAUGAGAUUUGUUGUAAUGGAAAACAAAAAACUGCAAAACAUGUUCAAAUUAAUAUGUUUCAAUUUUCACAAGUCUGAAUGAAUCUAAUUUUAAUGAUUUAAAUA